Messenger RNA from Sebastes umbrosus (honeycomb rockfish), 5183 nucleotides. It is a transcript of the gene mybl1, whose product is annotated as v-myb avian myeloblastosis viral oncogene homolog-like 1. The coding region runs from base 369 to 2642 and encodes 757 amino acids. NCBI's taxonomy places the organism in Eukaryota, Metazoa, Chordata, Actinopteri, Perciformes, Sebastidae. Gene Ontology annotation, cellular component: nucleus. Gene Ontology annotation, biological process: regulation of DNA-templated transcription. The record is from RefSeq and is a predicted model, not a curated record. Gene Ontology annotation, molecular function: RNA polymerase II cis-regulatory region sequence-specific DNA binding; DNA-binding transcription factor activity, RNA polymerase II-specific. The transcript has 16 exons.
AUCAUAACGUCAAAAACAGAAGAAGUGCAAGACAAGAAGUAACAUAGCAACAGCCUGUACAGAGAGGGAUUCAAGUAACCUGUUAGACUCUCCUCAGCUUCAGGAACAAGUAACAGAAGAAGACAUAGUGACGCUUUUCUUUUGGAAAGAUGUUAUGGACAUUUAGUGAGGCUUUUACCAACAGAGCGUAAUGUUAUGGACUGUAUGUACAUCCAGCUAGCUCACUGGCUAGCCACAUGGUGCUAGCUAGAUGCUACUGCGUCACAGAAGAGCAUUUCUAUGGAUAAACAUGUAUUAAUGUGGGAUUUUAGACAGCUACCAAACCACAGGUUCGUCUUUGAAAAGGUUCAGUCCUCCUACCAACUGUCAUGGACAAAGUGAAACCACGCAGCAAUGAUAAGGAUGAAGAGCACCUCUCCACAGACCAAGAGAGUAAAGAGAAGAGCAAAGAUAAAAAGACGCUGUGUAAAGUAAAGUGGUCCCGAGAUGAGGAUGAAAAGCUGAAAAAACUUGUUGAGCAACAUGGAACUGAGUCCUGGAAACUAAUAUCUAACUUUUUUCCAGGGAGGACAGAUGGCCAAUGUCAGCACCGCUGGCAGAAGGUGCUGAACCCAGAGCUGGUGAAAGGACCCUGGACAAAAGAGGAGGAUCAAAAGGUUAUUGACCUGGUACACAAGUAUGGCCCCAAGCGUUGGUCGGUGAUCGCCAAACACCUCCAGGGGAGGAUUGGAAAGCAGUGCCGUGAACGGUGGCACAACCACCUUAACCCAGAGGUGAAGAAGUCCUCCUGGACUCAGGAAGAGGACCGAAUCAUCUACGAGGCCCACAAACGCCUCGGCAACCGCUGGGCAGAGAUCUCCAAGAUUCUUCCCGGACGGACGGACAACUCCAUCAAGAACCACUGGAACUCCACCAUGAGGAGGAAGGUGGAGCAUGAGGGGUACCUGCAAGAUGGCAGCAAGAUUUUCACCUCCUCUCAGGCUGGAACGAAGAGACGCCACCACAGACCGUGUCCUCCAACUCCAACAGAGCCCCAGCACUGUGAUCCCAGUCCCCUGCCGAUACCGGGACCCAACCAGAUGGGGGGCUAUCCUUAUGAUCCUCACAGUAGACACUUGAUGGACGGUCUUCCUGAUAAUUCUGGCUUCAUAUCGCCAUCCUCCCCGGAUGAUCCCGACAAAGAGCAAAGAAUUAAGGAGCUUGAGCUCCUGCUUAUGUCAGCAGAGAAUGAAGUCCAGCGACAAGUGCAGUGCAGAGGUCCACGUAGUUUGGAGCAGUACUCAGCCUGGUCCGACAGUCUGUCAGAUGACACGUUGACUACAAGUAGCAGCAGCCUAGAGGAGCAGGCGGAGAGAAGGCCCUGGAGGGGCCCCGAGAUCCCCCAAGGACCUCCACCACAGCUUCCUGUCUCCCCCAGCAAGUUCCUGGCUGUAGAGGCCAGCACUGUGCUUUCUUCCCUGCAGACCAUACCAGAGUUUGCAGAAACCAUGGAGCUCAUUGACUCGAUGUGUUUUGCUCUGCAGGACCCGGGUGUAUGGAGCGAUGUGGCUAGUUUCGACUUGUCAGAGACAGCGACGCCGCCCAGGCACAACCAGGCAGGCUACACCACUCUCCUGCAAGAGAGGACGAUUGACAAUUCACUGGGCUUCCCAGUCAACACUCCGCCUUCCGUCACCUCCCUGACUCCUAUCAACUCAUCCAAACCCACCCAGGCAUCCAUUGGGAGGAGGAGGAGAAGAGAAAGAGGGGAACCGUCUCCUUCUUGUGACAGGACCUGCUCCUCCUUCUUGGAAAAUAUCUCAAAUUCUCCCAAGAAAACACCCACAAAGUCACUGCCCUUCACCCCGUCACGAUUCUGCAACAUAUCAGGCGCGGAGCAUCUGAAUCUGGAUAACCCCGCCCUCACCUCAACGCCUGUGUGUUGCCAAAGGUGUCUCCUCAACACGCCGCUUCACAAGGAAACCACACCUAAGCACCAGAAAGAGAAUGAUGGUUUGCGGACCCCCAAGUACCGUAAAACUGUCAUGAUUCCGAGGACACCAACCCCCUUCAAAAAUGCUUUGGCUGCCCAGGAGAAAAUGCAUGGGCCACUGAAGAUGGAGCCACAGCCGUUGGCAUUUUUAGUAGAAGACAUUCGAGAAGUUCUGAAGCAGGAGACUGGAGCAGACAUCUUUAACAGAGCCGACGUCCAGCCAGACUACAGAGCAUGGAAACAUAAUAUUGAUGGCCCAGCUAGAAAGGUGCGUAAGUCUCUUGUGCUGGACCCCUGGGGGAAAGACUGCCUAAACGUCCAACUCUUCCAAGAUCAGCUCAACAACGCACAAGUGCCAGAUGAAAGUAUACUGACGGGCUCUUCGCUGGUCGCCCCAAUCCCUGAGCAAGAGGAGUGUAGCCGUUCCUUGACUCCAGGACGAGAGGAGCUCUCAUUAAUCCCCGCUCAUCCUCAUCGCUUUACCAGCACCCGGAUGAAGAAGCUCCUCUCCUCCCACAAAGCACCAAAACACGCCAUGGUACAGGUGAGUGAGUGGGAAGCAGUGGUUUAUGGGAAGACGGAGGACCAGCUGAUUAUGACCGAGCAGGCCCGUCAGUACCUGAACCCCUACACGUCCUCCGGCUCUACCUCAAGGGCCCUCGUGCUUUAAAGCCGUCCCCCUCGCUGCGCAGGCAACACUACUUCUACACCCGUCCAACAACUAAAACCUCCACUGAAUCCUGUAAGAGACAAUCCAGUGAAGACAAAUGAUUUUAUUUUUUAUUUUGAAGCAGAAAUGCACUGCCAAGGACGUCCACAAAAAGGCAUGGCUGCUGGUUUUUCCACACAUUUCUAGAUCACUGCCCAAGUAGUUUCCUGCUCAUAGGUUUGUAUUUUCCUUUGAAUACACUCAAUCUGUCAGCAGUUUUGUACAAAUAUAAAAAAAGGCUAGAAUUUCUUUCUGCACUAGUCAGUAAUGUUGAAACAACCUGCACAUACAGUAGGCUGUAGAAAUAGACUGUUUAUUACUAGCAGUGGCUGCUUCUGAGUUUUAUAUUGUUAAUAUAUUGUUUAAAUGACGAGAAUUUUAUAAUGUAACGCUACUCAUUGUGUAUCUCCUCCAGCUUGUUUAGCUAAACUGCCCCGUUGCUGUUGUCACAUAAAAACCACGUGAAGCUUUUUUAUUGACACUCAUGUAAAUCACACCAUGGGUUUAUAACUAAACACAUACAGAACAGAAUAUAAUGUCUUUGAAAUUAGAGAAAAUGCAGUCACGUGUUUUUUAUUUGAGACAACAGUGUUACAUUGCUGAAUCCAUGGUGAUGUGAAGUUUUUUAAGGAUGGAAAUAAGUCAGUAUUGCACUACUGAGUUGAUUUCGCUGCUGAGAAAGGAGCAGUGUUUUUAAGGACAAACUGGAUAGCACUUGUGAUGGUAUCUUUUAUUUUAACAACACGUUUCCUUUCCAAGGCCGUAGUGUCCGUCGAGACAUCGGUUGAAUGUAUUUCAUUGCAAUGUUCACGUGUAAGAACCUCAAAUAAUGGAAGGGUACCUUAAUGUUUAUUUCUGCUUAUUUAUUAUCUGACAGCUCUAAAGCUUAGAUAUUAAUAUAAAUCGGACACCAUGAGUUUUUAAGAAGUUUAACUUUGCUGACAAAACAGCCUAAAAAAACCCCUCACCUGCUCUAAAACAGCUCUCUGUAACAGAAAAUGACCAGUUUUCAUAUCAUCAGUGUUCUACAACAAGCAUUUGGUCGAGAAGGAUUUACUUUUUAUGUGAAGGCUGUAGGUUUUAUUUAUUUAAUGUCUACUAAUUUAUUUAUUUCUAAAAAAAAAGAAGCAAACAUUUUAAGAGAAAUUAUUGAAGAAUUUUAUUUUUUUCUUUCAAAAUCAGGAUUGGGCUACCGUUCAGUUUCAUUACUCCAAGUUAGAAGAACAUGCACUGCCACUAAUUCAAUUUCUUUCCCUGAUCCGGCAAGAUCUAGCAAAAAUAAUCAUUGUGUAGUUGUAUCUGUGAUCUUGUAACAUAUAGAUAUAUAGGACGUUUUCUUCCUUUUGAUUCAAAUGUGUUCUUCGCUAUUAGGUAGCGGGACUCCAUCUCCGACCUCUAAUCAUAGACAAAUUGCACUUUUUACUCAUCAUUUAAUUUUAAAUGUUUGUUCAUUCUGAUGAUGUAGCUCUUGUCCUUUUAUUUUUGCUGUGUGUUUGUGCGUGUGUGUUAGACGGUUGUCUCCCCGUUUUGUAAUGAAUGCUGACAUUACAUUGAUCUGCUGCUUGAUUUUAACAUAUUUUCUCCUGUUCUGCUGCAGAAAUGUGUGCUUAAAUACACUACAUUGAAGCCUUACAUUACAUUUUUUUAUUUAGACGGCUAACACAGACCGUCUUAUUACAACAAGAUCAAAAUUUAAUCCCUGCAGCAGCCAGUGUUGCAACAAUCUCGUAUCCUGCUGAAAUGCCCUUGAGCAAGACCCCAAACCCCUACCAGCUCAACUUGUUAUUGUGAGUGAACAAAGUGCUUAAAAAUGUAAUGUAAAUAUGCACAGAUUUGGGUGUGAUUCUACAGAAAUGUACUGCACUGUGCUUCCAUGUUAACAGGCUGAUUCAUGUCAUUUUUAAGCAUCCCGUCUAUAAUCUGGUGAAGUAACACUAGAGCUAUAAAUGCUCUUCUUUGUAUUAUCGGCAUUAGCGGAUCCAGUAUUGGUUAUAAUCUGGAUUAUCCUGCAUUAAGCAUUUGAGUGAGAAUAAGAAGGGAAUCUUGUCAGGGAGAUCAAGUGGAAAGAUCAGGAGUAUACAGUUCACAACUCUGAAACAGAAAGCAGACUAACAUCCACAUUUGUUUUUGAAUCUGGUGGCUGAGAUGUGUCUAAUCUGUAUAUAAUUACAUGUCCUUGUUUGUUGGUUUGACUUGUGUUUGUACAUUCCAUUUGUUAAGUUAAUAUGUUUGUACGUUAACAACAUCUGGCCUUGUAACAUCAUAGGUUUUGAGGGAAUUAAGUACAUAUACAGGAUAGCAGCAGCUGUUAUAUACUACUGUAGUUAUGCAUGAGCAAUACACAAGAUGCUGGACUUUGCUUUAAUCGACGAGGUGAAUCACAGAUUUAACACUUUUGUAGCAUUUUCAGUUGAAAUCGUAACCAAGGUACCAUAGAGAUCCUGCCAACUGUCUUUGUAACCAUGUACUUAAUUUUGAAAAAUAAAUGUUGCAUGACAUUUA